UAUAUUAUAUAAUAAGAGAGCGAGGCAGAGAAGAUAUUCUUUUCCGUCUUAAGAAAGACAAAUAUGGCAACACUUUCUCUGUUCUCUUUUUCCAAUUCAGUUCCGAUACUACAGCUACGUCCCCGGUUCCCCUCUCCCCAACCCCAUUUCUCGAACCUUGUCCAUCCCUAUUCAUUCACUUCUUCUACUACUCUCAAAUUGAGUGGCUUUCGGGAUAAAACUGUGGUGGCCUUUGGAAGCAAGUCAACCGACCCAAACGAAUCCCAGUUCUUGGAUGAAAAUGGAGUGGUUGAUGAUAUGGAUGGCUAUCUCAACUACCUUUCCCUUGAAUAUGAUUCCGUUUGGGAUACUAAACCAUCCUGGUGCCAACCAUGGACAAUUGCGUUGACUGGGGCUUCUGCAAUUGCCUGUAGCUGGCUGAUCUUACACUCAGUAUUAGUCACUGUAGUUGUAUCAUUACUGAUAUGCGCAUGGUGGUACAUAUUUUUGUACUCUUAUCCAAAGGCAUACGAGGACAUGAUUGCUGAAAGAAGAAAGAGGGUGACAAACGGUGUUGAAGAUACGUUUGGAUUGAGGAAGAGUCAGUGAUACUAAAAACAAAAUAGACAUGAGUUUCUUUCCUGUCUUUUGUAAAGAUUUUAUGUAGGUCUAUAUAUUAAUUGUAUGAUUUCAUUGUUGAAAUUUAGACCAAGGUGUUUGCCUUCAAAUGAAUUUGAAUACCAAGGAAAGAAAUUGAUUACAUUUCAUGAAAAAGAAAA
Molecule: messenger RNA, 758 nt
Organism: Cannabis sativa
Lineage: Eukaryota; Viridiplantae; Streptophyta; Magnoliopsida; Rosales; Cannabaceae
Exons: 3
Coding region: 64-588 (174 amino acids)
Cellular component (GO): chloroplast
Source: RefSeq, a predicted model, not a curated record